Cataglyphis hispanica is the source of this 7845-nucleotide messenger RNA. Its product is annotated as RNA-binding protein fusilli. Gene Ontology annotation, biological process: regulation of RNA splicing. NCBI's taxonomy places the organism in Eukaryota, Metazoa, Arthropoda, Insecta, Hymenoptera, Formicidae. The transcript has 10 exons. Gene Ontology annotation, cellular component: ribonucleoprotein complex; nucleoplasm. Gene Ontology annotation, molecular function: mRNA binding. The coding region runs from base 487 to 2973 and encodes 828 amino acids. The record is from RefSeq and is a predicted model, not a curated record.
CGAGAGGUACUGCGUCGACGCGCAGUCGCCAGGUGAGGCAACGACGACGACGUGUUCGCCUCGUUACGCUCAGCCGGGGAAACAUACGGUUAGUGUUGCAAAGAACUUUGCGACUUUCGACGCGAAGGCGCUCCGUUCGAGCGUGCGUUCCAAGAAAACGGAAAGAGAAAGAGAUACGGGAAAAAGUAAAACAGAGCAUCUCGUCCGCGGACCUCGAUUUUUCAAUUAUUCCAGGUGUGCUCUCAUCAGUUAAAUCGCCAUUGCCAUAACCUCAAACCGCCGCGUUCGCCGUUCCGUGAAAAACAUGUCGCGCGUAGUGGAUAAUCAGUGAGUAAUCAGUGAUAAGGACGUCUCAGCAUCGAGACGUCGUGCGAGAAGUGUGUGCACGAUCGAAACAGAGAGGGCAGGAGGGGGAAGGGGGAGAAAAGGAGCAGAAUCGACGAGCCGCUUCCGAGCUGCCAGGUGUGCGCGGCUCCCACGGGAACAAUGACGGGGACAAGGACGGGAGGAGAUGGUGGAGGAGAAGAAGGUACGCCGAAUAUCCUGGUCGCCCUUUACGUGGCGACCGCUGGCCUUCAAGGAAAUGCGCUCGGCUCUGACGAGGAAGAGAUCACGCUACUCGUUUACGUGCUCAUCGACGAGCUACAGAAUAAGGUACUAGGUAGGCAGCAGUAUAUCGUACGACCGAUGAUAAUGGAGGAAAGUUGUACUUCUGGAACCGGUAGUGACAACCCGGCGAUUGCCGGAAGUAGCGGUAUUAUUGGCGAGGCAGCGCUGGCACAUGCUCCAGCCUUAACUGAACGAAAUCUUCGAGAAUAUGGGAUAUCUCUGCAGCAAACUAUCGACAAGUUUGAUGCCUGGUGGAGCUCUAUGUCUGGUGUCACGUUUGGUGCUAAACCACGAUUCGUCGUAGAUGGCCAGGCGCCGAUGAGGCAGUGUCUUCAUCCGGAAGCCUGCAACAAAGAAAUCAAAUUACCGGAACAUUAUAAUUAUUUCCACGAUCUCCGGAAGGAAUUCGUAGAGUGCUAUUCAUCUUAUGGAGAAUUAUCCACUCUCGGAGUACAAGAAAUGCUGCAAUAUUUCGGACUGCCGCCUGACACCGACAAUGAUUUUCAUGUUAAAGAAAUACAGGACAUGGUGAAUGUAAUACAGAGAAUGAUCAAAGAUGGUCACGUUUUUAAAAAUCCAGAAGUAGUUAACAUUGUCUUAGAACCUGGUAUAUGCUCUAAGGGUGAAGAAGUGGACAAUGACUGUGUAGUAAGAGCACGUGGUCUUCCUUGGCAAUCUUCGGAUCAAGAUAUUGCAAAGUUUUUUCGUGGGUUAAAUGUUGCCAAAGGUGGUGUAGCUCUUUGUUUAAGUCCUAUGGGAAGACGUAACGGCGAGGCAUUGGUACGAUUUAUUAAUAAAGAACACAGAGACAUGGCGCUGAAACGACAUAAACAUCAUAUGGGUGCACGUUACAUAGAGGUUUACAAAGCCUCUGGAGAAGAUUUUGUUGGCGUUGCUGGCGGUACGAGUGGGGAGGCGCAUGCUUUUCUGUCACGUGGGGCUCAAGUUAUCGUUAGAAUGAGGGGCUUACCAUAUGAUUGCAUUGCUAAACAAGUGCUGGAAUUUUUUCAAUCCGGACAAAAACCAUGUCAAGUGUUAGAUGGCGAGGACGGAGUAUUAUUUGUAAAGAAGCCUGAUGGUAGAGCAACAGGUGAUGCUUUUGUUUUAUUUGCAAAGGAGGAAGAUGCUGUAAAGGCUCUGAGCAAACAUAGAGACUGUAUUGGCAGUCGAUAUAUAGAACUCUUUCGAAGUACAACCGCAGAAGUGCAACAAGUCCUAAACAGAGCAACUGAUCCAAAACAAGUAAUAUUACCACCACCACCUAUUACACAACUUCCACCCUUGCUUCCUCAACAUAUCAUUACAUCUGGUACACGUAAAGAUUGUGUUAGACUUCGUGGUUUGCCUUAUGAAGCGCAAGUAGAGCACAUUUUGGAUUUUAUGGGUGAACAUUCCAAAAAUAUUGUUUAUCAAGGUGUUCAUAUGGUUUAUAAUGCACAGGGUCAACCGUCUGGUGAGGCAUUUAUUCAGAUGGACAGCGAGGCAUCGGCAUAUGCGUGCGCAUCGCAGCGACAUCAUCGGUAUAUGGUCUUCGGCAAAAAGCAGCGAUACAUCGAGGUAUUCCAGUGCAGCGGCGAUGAUAUGAAUUUGGUAUUGACAGGUGCGGUAACACCGCCGUCGACCAAGGCGCUACUAUCACCCGGUACGUUGACCACACAAACUUCCGCGACCUUGACGCAUCCGUCUGCGCCGACAGCGAUGCCGGUACCGGUACCGACAGCGCAACCACCGCCACCAUCCCUAUGGGACAUUCACGCGCUGGUACAGGCCCAAGCUGCGCAACACGCGCAAGCGCAGGCUGUCCAAGCGCAAGCCGCCCAGGCACAGGCUAUUAGGAAUCAGGAUUUGUGGUUGAUGGCUUUGGCGUCGAACUCGUGUCCUACCUCGACUACCUCUGCUUCACCUACUCCGACAGCCGCUGCUGCCGCCACGAGCAAGUCUCUCGCUCUACAGAGCCAGAUUCCUGCCGCUUAUGCGAUGGCAUCUCCGACGGCUGCCGCGGUCGCAGCCGCUGCGGCGUUUCAUGCGCCAUCGGCAAGCUCGGCGGCAGCAGCAGCGGCAGCGGCAGCAGCGCCAUUUUUGCUUUUCAACGUUCAUCCCCAUCAUCCCCGUAUACCUAUUUUACGAGCGCCGACGUCGCAUGGGUUAUUGGCACCUAUCGCUAUGGCCGCUACGCCGACGUUAAAUCCGGCCUCAAUAAUAAGCUUGAAACGAACGUGGGAUGCCACUUUUCCCACUAACGCGGCGAACAACGUCGCCGCAAAACGUCCAACCUGGCACGCACCGGCUGCAGCGUUUCACGCGCCGGCUCCGGCCACGACGCCCAGCUUGCCUUACCCAGCUCAAUUUUAUCCCCAGAUCUGAUGCAUUAUUGCAUCGCUAUGUUUGGUCAUUAGCGUGUUUUUAUAAAUUUCUUCUAGAGUUUCAUGUAAGGAGAAUGAUAAUAAUCAUCUCAUUUCUCUGAUGAGUCUCUGUUGGAUGAACGAGAAUUUCUUAUACACGCGAAAUAUAUAUUCGCCAUUGCUACUAUUGCUGAAGAUCGCUAAUUGUUACGACUUAUUUUUUUUAAAUUUAUAUAUAUUCUUAGCGAAUACAUAUCAUAAUUAUUCGCGAUAUCUUCGUAACAUUCCGUUUCAUAUUCCAAGCAAGUUUAACAGAACGUCAUUUACAACGUUUGUUCAGAUAAUAAAGAAUAGUUUUGGAAUGUUUUUUUAUAAAUUUCGGCAUUUUUUUACUUACACAACGGUACUUAAAAUAAUACCGCGAAAUCCGAUUUAUUUUUCUUAUCCUGAUGCAUUUAGGCAGCAAGCUUAAUUUUAGUAAGCAUGUUAAUUAUAUACAUAUACAUAUAUAUAUAUAUAUAUAUAUAUACAUACAAUACAUGGUAUAUAUAAUUCCACUUAGCGUGCGCAUAUAUUCUUUUUUUUGUAAUUCACGGAGAAUUUGUGUUCACAGAGUGCCUAAGAGAGAUCAUGUCAUAAAAAAUUCACGUUUGUUUACGUGAACGUAAAGUGCCUUAUUUAAAGUAACAUAAACAUGAAAUAUUUUGUCUAAUUCUCUAAAUUUUAAUGAGCUACAUGUAUGUAUGUGUUUUUUUAAUAUAUACAUAUACGUAGAGCAUUUCAAAAUUAUCGUGGUACAUACACAACUUACAUUUUUGAUUUUUAUAAAAAAUGAAUAGGUUUUUUUUAGAAACAGUAAAAUUGUUAUCAGGUAUUUUGUACCAUAAAUAUAUUCUCUUAUUGAUAUAUCAGAUAUUAAAGUCUGUGAUUCUCUGGUAAUUAUUUAACAUUUUUAUUAAAAUAAAAUGUGAGAUUUUACAAUAAUGUAUUAUUCACAUUGUUUUGCGUUAUAAUUGUGACAUUUAGUAGUAAUUGCAAAUAUUGACUUUAAUGUCUGAUAUCUCGUAAUGACAGUGAAAAGUGCGGAAUGAAAGAAUAUUUAGUGAUUCAAAGAAAGUAAAUCGGUUAGAGAUAAAAUAUAUAUUAUAUGUGUUUACGUAUAUUUACAUAACAUACAUAUACAUAUACAUAUAAUAUAAAUUGUUUCUCUGACAAUACUGAUUUACAGGUUCUUCUCGGAUCACUAAAUAUUCUCUCGUAUGUGCGUGUGUGUAAUAAUUUAUAUUUUGCUAGAAAUAUAUUUACUAUAGUAUGUAAGUGAUUAGUAAACAUUCCAUACGAUAUUACAUAUUUUGAAACUCUAAAAUAGUAUAGUAGAUUCUUUUAUACACGUAGAAUUUAUUACGCGCUAAUAUGUUACAGUCUGUGUGUGUAUGUGUGUGUAAAUAAAAUUUCAUUACAAAUUAUUCGUGAACGAAUAUGAAAUAGUUUACCGUUAAUUCAUUUCGUCACGAAUUUAUUUUUCUUUUUUCUCUUUAUGAUUAUGACAAAUUUUCUCUAGAAAUUAUAUGUGAAUUAAUUUCUAAGGAGCUAUAUGUGAAUCAAUUUCUAUUUACACACAAAACUUGUUUUGCUCUAUUUAAUACAUUUGGGCAAAAAAAAUGUACACGCACGUAUAUGUAGCGUUCAUUGCACUUAAUACAUGUCAUUAUGUGAUGUGUAUUAGUAUAUUUGUCAUCAAUUUAACGAACUUUAACGUAUACGAAAGUGACCUAUACUACUAACUCAAUCGUGUAUAAUUGAUAUUUUAUUAUGUCGAGAAAGUAUGCACACCAUUAAUAAUCGGAUAGUUUUGAAAAGUAUCCAAGAUAAUAACGGAGAAUGAAAUAGUUGAAUUAAACACCGGUCCUGUACGCUCACACAGCUUGUGAUUUAACUGUGGUGUCGGCGGUAUUUACUCUUUUCAUAUCUAUGGCUUACGACCUUUAAUAUCUUUGUGAUGAUGUAGUUGGUAAGAUCAUUGAGACACAGAUGGACAGAAUGAUGUACUAUAACUUGAGCAACGGUUUCAUCGGAAAUGCACCUUACCGAUUUUAUUCUUGUAGAUGGCUGAUAUUACACACACACACACACACAUAUACAUACACAUACAUACAUAUGUGUGUGGCGUGUGCGUGCGUAUGUGUGUGUGUGUGUGUGUGUAUAUAUAUAUAUAUAUAUAUAUAUAUACACUCGCACUGCCAUGUCAAUAACUAGAACUUUCAUCAUUGGUAUCGUGUUAUUAAUGUGCUUUAGAAAAGAAAAAGAUAACGAUUUUCACGUAUGUAGACGAUCUUGUUUCACGGAUCGCAAACUACUGUUUUAGCAGUUUCACUUCUUUCUCUUGCCACGUUUUUUUAUUAAUAACAUUAAAAUAAUGGAAUAUAGCUAUAUAAGUGCAUCGACAUAAGGGAGGCGGUCAUUAUUACUAUUCCACAAUCUAAUGUCUAGAUAUGCGAUUCUGGCGGAUUUUGGAAAUCAUGUGGUUUUGUGGGGGAAUACAUUUUCCUCCUAUACUUUAACUAUUCUGAAAGACGAUCGAAAGACAGACAAACUCCUGGUUUUUAUCCUCAGUUUUCUUUCUAUACAUGAUAUUUUUUCUUUGUGUAUGACACACAUUAUAAACCAGAAACUCCAGGCAUUAUUCUACAAGAAUGCUCUUCUCGUUCUUCUCUCGAAUCAUUUCGUGAGUUUCUCUAUUUAUCACGCAAUGCGUGAUUCUAUAUAAUUAUCUUACUUUCUACAAGAGACAGAUACAGUAAAAUCAUAUAGAAUUGGAUUAAAUAUAAUAAUAAUAAUAUACAUAAAGAGCGCAAUAAUCUUAGUUCUAUUUUGUCAUAGCAGUUGCAGAAGAAUAUCUGCCAACAUACAUUAUUUAUUCUAAAUCCGAUUCUUGUCUAUUAAUAACGUAAUUAUUCAAGAAAAUAUUAUUUAAAGUUCUUGAAGAAUUGAGGAUCAUCCAUUUUUUUCUUUUUUUUUUUUUAAAGAAAAUGAAUUGCGAGCAUAAUUGCAAAGUAGAUUGUUCUUUAAUUUCGAUUUAUUCUGAGUAAAAUGACUACUAUUUAAUAUAGAUAUUAUACCUAUGAUUUUACAAGGGACCAACAAAUAAAAUAUAAUACGCUAUUAAUUGUCAGUAAUCGGACAAAGGAAAAAAAAAUCUUCAACAAUAGUGAAGAUGCAUAUAUUAUCAAUCAUUUUGAUUAUUAUAUAAUUGGAUUGUGCAUUUCUGAAAUCCUUAAAAUAUCGGGGCCAUUACAUUCAAUUCGACUUUACAUAGCAUUACCUAAUUUUUAUCAUAGACAUAGCAACAGCGAGACGAUGCGAAACGGAUUGGUGUGUUACCAAAUCAGGCUAUUUGUAUAGAUACAGAUAUCGGAUACAUAGUGGAUGCAAAUUGAACGAUGAGGGAUCUCGAUAUGCACUAAUGUCAUUUCUGCAUCGUUCUAUAGGGGUGUAUCUCGGAGUGUUUAGUAUAAGUGUAUAGAGCGCGCGUGCAAAUGUUCUAAGCAUAACUAAACAAUUAACACGCAAACAUAAUGAAUAUGUACACAAUAUAUUUUGUGUUUACAUAUAUAUAUAUAUAUAUAUAUAUAUAUAAACAUGAAAUAUUUACAAAUAUACAUAUAUAUUUCUAACACAUACAUAAACAUACAUGCAUACACACAUAUUCAUACAUACAUACAUACAUACAUACAUAUAUAUUUUUAUGCAUAUAUAUAUACAUACAUAUAUAUAUAUAUAUAUAUAUAUAUGUAUGUAUGUAUGUAUGUAUGUAUGUAUGUAUGUAUGUAUGUAUGUACGUAUGUAUGCAUGUUACUGGUUGUGAAACAUUAUUAUAAUGUGUGUGUUUCAAAACCAAUAGAUGUUUAAUAAUUGUUCGGUCAAUUUUAAAUAGAUUUCAGUAGAUUAAAUAGAUUGCUUUAGCAAUAAUGUUAUAGAAAAUUUAUUGCAAAAUUCUAAUUGCUUUUAUUAUUUAUCUAAAUAAACUUUAAAUUAAAAUUUUAUUAAUAUAAAUUCCAUUCUUAUGAACUUAAUUAAAAAAUGUAAUUUUAUUAUUCUAUUUAUCUAAAUUUAUAAAUUUUAUUUAUCUCUUCCAAAGAUUUGUUUGCGAAAAGAUUUUUUUUGUUUGGUAAUAACUUAAAAUAUUGAUUUUGAUUGACUCGACAUUUUUACUAACGAAAUAUCGAUUAAAAAUUAGCCAACAAAUUUGUCAUUAAAAUAUAUGUGGUUAAAAUAUAUGGUUUUGGAACACUUUAUAUGUAUACAUAUAUUUUUUAUGUAUAUAUGUAGAGUGAGUCCGGAAAGUUAUGACAAAUUUAAAGCAGUAGUAGAUCUUGUUAAAUUGAACAAUUUUUAAGUAAUCCAUAUCCGACGACGCCUUCUUAAAGAUAUGAUUUUAAAUUUUGUUUUUUUUUUAUAUUAAUGUACAAUAGAUGUGUUCAAAUAGCGACUCUUAAUCAAGUUAUAAGUAUUGUGCUUGCAUUGAUUAACAAUGCAUUGAUUAAUAUUUAAUAUCUUAAGGAGGCAUUGCUGAAUAUAGUUUACUUAACAAAAAAUAUAACAGGAUUUAUCAUUCUUUUAAAUUUGUCGCAACUUUCCGGAAUUAUUCUGUACAUAUGUACAUAAAUUUGUUAUUUGAAUCAAUAUUUCUUUUUUUUUCUUUUUUUUUUAAAGAUAUAGGACAACAGCUGCACGUAGUAUAUACAUAUUAUCUAUACAUACGCACAUUUACACAUGUGACAUCUCAGUCAGUAUAAUUUCUCUUUUUUUAUUUCCUGUAUACACUGUAUAUCGACGAUUUUAUAUCGACAGUCGAGAAGGAUUAUGUUUAAUAAAUGUGCCUUGUGGAGAUAUA